UGAAACUCACAGAGAACCACCUGCCUCUGCUUCCCAAGUGCUGAGAUCAAAGGUGUGUGCCACCGUGCCUGGCCUGAAAUAUCUUCAGCUUAAGUUUUCUGCUUUGGUGCUAUCAUUUAUUUUAAUAUUUGUUUGCCCAUUAUUUGAGCUUGAUUUGUAUUGGUAAUUGACUCAUUAAAUAUUGCAAAUGUUUCAGGCUAUGAAGGUUGUUGUAAAGAUUGAGGGCACACUGUGAAUAUGACAUUGGUGAUACAGUGUAUGCCUAGAAUGUCCUGUACACAUUAGCUAUUUUACCCCACACCUAGAAUCUCUUCGCUAAACCCAUUUGCACAAGGGGAAGAUUAUCUCCUGAGCAGCCAACACCUUUCUUACAGUGGAAUUGGAAAAUUAUCCCAGAAUCCAGAGGGUGAACUCAUGUGAGGAAAUUGGUUUCUGCAUAGGUUGUAUCUAGAGCUGGACCUCCAGGCUCCAUUGUCCCUCCGCUUGUCACAUCCAUCCCUGGAGGAACGAAUGUGACCCUCAUACAAUACAAAGUACGGAAAAUGAUGUAGGGAGAUAAACAAUGCAACAACUAAAAAGAGGUAGAAAACAAUCCUUUCCCCAAAAUCACUAUAUUAUUCUAUAAUAAAUUAACUUAGUUUGACACAUAGGAAGUUUUGGAUAAUUCCUGUAUUUUUGUUGCAAAUUAAACAACUUGAUUUUGACCUUUAUGCUCCUUUAGAAAAGGAGGAUUAGGAAAGGAAAAAGUAUGUGAUGUUUUUAUCAAGAAUUAGUUGCAAUAACAGUUUAGUACUCUGGGUGUCGCUGUUCACCACUCAGGGGUGAAAAUCAGGUAUUUUAAAUAAGAGCAAGGUUUCCGGAGCACAAAGGACUGGCUUUGGUCUUAAGAAAAGCAUCAAUCUGGACUCCCCGGAGCGCCAGCGUCCAAAGGUACAAGUACAUUAUCUUGAAACCCAAAGAUUGUGGGGCUCCUCAGGCCUGCACAGACAGGCUCAACGCCCAAGCUCAGGACUCUGUGCGGCCGGCCGGACUGCAAUGGCGGCUCCUUACGGAGCAGACCGCAGGGGACUAGUCUGGAUCUGCAUUUUCCUUGGAUCCCUGUGCGACAUCCGCGCGGAACAGAUCCGGUACUCUGUGCCAGAGGAGCUGGAAAGGGGCUCUGUGGUGGGCAACCUAGCCAAGGACCGGCUGGAGCCCGGGAAGCUGACAGAACGCGGAGUCCGCAUCGUCUCCAGAGGUAAGACCCAGCUCUUUGCUCUGAACCCGCGAAGCGGCAGCUUGGUGACAGCAGAGAGGAUCGACAGGGAAGGGCUCUGUGACAGAUCCCCAAAGUGUACCGCAAAUCUGGAGAUUCUCCUAGAGGAUAAAGUGAGGAUUCUUGCUGUAGAGGUGGAAAUUAUCGAUGUUAAUGAUAAUGCCCCCAGCUUUGGAGCGCAGCAGAGGGAAAUAAAAGUCGCUGAAAAUGAAAUUCUUGGGACAAGAUUUCCUCUUCCUGAAGCUUUUGAUCCGGAUAUAGGGGUGAACGCCUUGCAGGGUUACCAGCUCAGCUCUAAUGGUCACUUCUCCCUGGACGUGCAAAGUGGGGCGGAUGGGAUUAAGUACCCGGAGCUGGUGCUGGAGAACGCCUUAGAUCGCGAGGAAGAAGCAGUUCAUCACCUGGUUCUAACCGCCUUCGAUGGAGGCGACCCGGUUCGCUCUGGUACUGCCACAAUUCAGAUAACCCUGGUGGACACCAAUGACAAUGUUCCUGUGUUCACUCAGCCAGAGUACCACGUUAGUGUGAAGGAGAAUUUGCCCGUAGGCACCCGGCUACUCACCAUAAAAGCUACUGACCCAGAUGAAGGAGCUAAUGGAGAAGUGACGUAUUCCUUCCGGAACGUAAGAGACAAAAUAUCCCAGCUCUUCCAGUUGAAUUCUCUGAGUGGGGACAUAACAAUGUUGGGGGAGCUGGAUUAUGAGGACUCGGGAUUCUAUGACGUUGACGUAGAAGCCCACGACGGGCCUGGUCUCCGAGCCAGAAGUAAGGUACUGGUGACAGUUCUGGAUGUAAAUGACAACGCUCCAGAAGUCACCGUUACCUCUCUCACCAGCUCUGUCCAAGAAGCUUCCUCCCCAGGCACAGUGAUUGCACUUUUCAAUGUGCAUGACAGUGACUCCGGAGAGAAUGGCCUUGUCACUUGUUAUAUUCCAGAUAAUCUUCCAUUCAGGCUUGAAAAAACCUAUGGAAAUUAUUAUCGGCUGUUGAUACACAGACCUCUGGACAGGGAAGAAGUCUCCGAAUAUAACAUCACCAUAACCGCCACCGACCAGGGAACCCCACCGCUGUCUACAGAGACUUAUAUCUCACUGCAAGUGGUGGACAUCAAUGACAACCCACCCACCUUCACCCAGGCCUCCUAUGCUGCCUACAUUCCAGAAAACAACCCUAGAGGAGCCUCCAUCUUAUCCAUAACAGCCCAGGACCCAGACAGUGGUGAGAAUGCCCAGGUAAUCUACUCUCUGUCCGAGGACACUGUCCAGGGGGCACCUCUGUCCUCCUACGUCUCCAUCAACUCUAACACUGGUGUCCUCUAUGCACUGCGUUCCUUUGAUUAUGAGCAGUUUCAAGACCUGAAGCUACUCGUGAGCGCCAGGGACAGUGGGAACCCUCCACUCAGCAGCAACGUGUCCCUGAGCUUGUUUGUGUUGGACCAGAACGACAACACCCCUGAGAUCCUGUACCCCACCCUCCCCACUGAUGGUUCUACUGGUGUGGAGCUGACGCCUCGUUCUGCAGAGCCUGGAUAUCUGGUGACAAAGGUGGUGGCGGUGGACAGAGACUCAGGACAGAAUGCCUGGCUGUCCUACCGCCUGCUCAAGGCCAGCGAGCCAGGGCUCUUCUCGGUGGGGCUGCACACUGGUGAGGUGCGUACUGCACGGGCCCUGCUGGACAGGGAUGCCCUCAAACAGAGUCUGGUGGUGUCUGUGCAGGACCACGGCCAUCCCCCUCUCUCCGCCACGGUCACGCUCACCAUAGCUGUGGCAGAUAACAUUCCAGACAUUCUGGCAGAUCUGGGCAGCAUUAACACUCACAUUGACCAGGAAGAUGCAGACAUCACACUGUACCUGGUGGUCGCUGUGGCUGUGGUCUCUUGUGUCUUCUUGGCCUUUGUCAUUGUGCUGCUGAUACACAAGCUCCGUCACUGGCAGGCAACUCGCCUGCUUCGGGCUGCAGGUAGUGGGUUGUCCUCCAUGCCUGCAUCACACUUCGUGGGUGUAGACGGUGUACAAGCUUUCCUACAGACCUACUCUCAUGAGGUCUCCCUCACAGCAGACUCUGGGAAGAGCCACCUGAUCUUCCCGCAGCCCAAUUAUGCAGACACACUCAUCAGCCAGGAGAGCUGGAAGAGCGAUCCUCUCCUGGUAUCUCAAGACUUGCUUGAAAUAAAAGGAGACUCCAGCCUUCCUCAGGUGAGUGAGUCACGCCUGUAAUGGGUCUUACCUUACUAAACCACAGGCAAGGCGUUUCAUAAAGUGCCUCCAGUUGUAUGUGUGUUGUAUCAAACAUAUACACUUCUUUAUUAACAGCCCUUUGCUUUAAAAGGGAUAACGAUUAAUGGUAGUCACCACAUCAAAAGUCAUUUGUUGACUAAUAAAAUAACCUUUUUUUUUUUUUUUGUAAUUUUGGCAGUUGAAUACAGGCUUUGGGCAUAUAGGCAAGUCCUAUGUUACUGAGUUAUAUCCCAAACCAUGAUUAUCUAUUAUUUAUCCUUCAUAGUCUUCAUUCAGUAGUGAUUUUGAUAAGAAUUCCUUAAUUUAGCUGGGCGGUGGUGGCACACACCUUUAAUCCCAACAUUCGGAGAGGCAGAGGCAUGCAGAUC
Peromyscus leucopus (white-footed mouse) is the source of this 3860-nucleotide messenger RNA. RefSeq names its product protocadherin gamma-A4-like. NCBI's taxonomy places the organism in Eukaryota, Metazoa, Chordata, Mammalia, Rodentia, Cricetidae. The record is from RefSeq and is a predicted model, not a curated record. Gene Ontology annotation, biological process: homophilic cell-cell adhesion. Gene Ontology annotation, molecular function: calcium ion binding. Gene Ontology annotation, cellular component: plasma membrane.